AUCACUUGACUGGCGACUGUUGAGAAUAGUCAUAACAGAAAAAAAUGUUUUCUAAGGUACUGUGUUUUUUUGCCGUCGUCGCUGUCGCCGUAGCCCAAUACGGCUACGGGCACGGAGCGGCAUACUCGUCACAACACAUCUCUCGUCAUGACGGACAUCCCGAAAUCGUCAAUGUUCACAGUCAUCAUGUAGACUACCACACACAUCCUAAGUACACGUUCGACUACAAAGUAGAGGAUCACCAUACGGGUGACAUGAAGUAUCAACACGAGAGUCGCGACGGUGACGUGGUGAAGGGCGUGUACUCGCUGCACCAACCAGACGGCUCCGAGAGAACUGUGCACUACCACGGUGACCACCACACUGGAUUCCACGCUGAUGUAAAAUACGAUACGCAUCAUGUCGUCCCUAAGCAUUUUUACUAAACCAGUGUAUAUUUAUCAAUAAACUAUGUAGUUAUUGAAUCGUUUUGAUUUUAUUUUAAGCUUUCUUUACUCUACCAUAUCAUAACAAAUGUCUG
Molecule: messenger RNA, 520 nt
Organism: Vanessa tameamea
Lineage: Eukaryota; Metazoa; Arthropoda; Insecta; Lepidoptera; Nymphalidae
Product: cuticle protein 19-like
Exons: 4
Coding region: 45-425 (126 amino acids)
Cellular component (GO): extracellular matrix
Source: RefSeq, a predicted model, not a curated record